Indicator indicator is the source of this 909-nucleotide messenger RNA. It is a transcript of the gene TGIF1, whose product is annotated as TGFB induced factor homeobox 1. The record is from RefSeq and is a predicted model, not a curated record. Gene Ontology annotation, molecular function: DNA-binding transcription factor activity, RNA polymerase II-specific; RNA polymerase II cis-regulatory region sequence-specific DNA binding. Gene Ontology annotation, biological process: regulation of transcription by RNA polymerase II. NCBI's taxonomy places the organism in Eukaryota, Metazoa, Chordata, Aves, Piciformes, Indicatoridae.
AUGAGAACAAUGAGGGGUGACGCUGAGGAGGGACAACUUCAGAGAGAAGAGGGGGCCGUGGGCUGCCGGGGGGGGCGCGGGCUUGCAUGGCAGGAAUUAAAAGGGGUCGUGGCUGUGGCCUCGGGCAGUGACACGGAGGACGAUGACACCAUGGAGGUGCCGCUGGACCUGUCAGCGGCGGGCACAGGCAAGCGGCGGCGCCGCGGGAACCUGCCCAAGGAGUCGGUGCAGAUCCUGCGGGACUGGCUCUACGAGCACCGCUACAACGCCUACCCCUCCGAGCAGGAGAAGGCCCUGCUGUCCCGCCAGACACACCUCUCCACCCUGCAGGUCUGCAACUGGUUCAUUAACGCACGGCGCCGGCUGCUGCCCGACAUGCUGAGGAAGGACGGCAAAGACCCCAACCAGUUCACCAUCUCACGGCGUGGCACCAAGCUCCUGGAGGGCAGCCUGCUGGUGGAGCCUGCCAUGGGCACCAAGAACUACAUCCCCCUGCUGGAGGAGGCAUCCUUCCUGUCCGGCGCCGCCACCACCGCGCUGGGCAAGACUCUGUCCUCCGCUAAGCCGGCGCCAGGCGCGCUGCUGGCCCGGCCCUCCGUCAUCUGCCACACCACUGUGACUGCCCUCAAGGACACCCAUCCCUUCCACUUCUGCCAGCCAGCCGAUGUCGGCCAGCCCACGGACCUGCCCCAGCCCCCAGCCACCACCAGCUUGACAGACAGCUGCCUGUCCUCCCAGGAGGACCCAUCCAGACUGGCGCCCGGCGCGGCCGCGCAGAGCGGCCUCUUUAACACUCCGCCGCCUACCCCUCCCGACCUCAACCAGGACUUCAGCAGCUUCCAGCUCCUGGUGGACGUUGCACUCAAACGGGCAGCAGAGAUGGAGCUGCAGGCAAAACUCAUGGCCUGA